This is a messenger RNA of Dicrocoelium dendriticum, 822 nucleotides long. The record is from the annotation of a GenBank genome assembly. NCBI's taxonomy places the organism in Eukaryota, Metazoa, Platyhelminthes, Trematoda, Plagiorchiida, Dicrocoeliidae.
AUGUGCCACCAGUGUCGCAUUGGGGGGGGGGGGGGUUCACAUGCUAAUGUGUAUGAUGAUGAUGAUGAUGAUGAUGAUGAUGAUGAUGAUGAUGAUGAUGAUGAUGAUGAUGAUGAUGAUGAUGAUGAUGAUGAUGAUGAUGAUGAUGAUGAUGAUGAUGAUGAUGAUGAUGAUGAUGAUGAUGAUGAUGAUGAUGAUGAUGAUGAUGAUGAUGAUGAUGAUGAUGAUGAUGAUGAUGAUGAUGAUGAUGAUGAUGAUGAUGAUGAUGAUGAUGAUGAUGAUGAUGAUGAUGAUGAUGAUGAUGAUGAUGAUGAUGAUGAUGAUGAUGAUGAUGAUGAUGAUGAUGAUGAUGAUGAUGAUGAUGAUGAUGAUGAUGAUGAUGAUGAUGAUGAUGAUGAUGAUGAUGAUGAUGAUGAUGAUGAUGAUGAUGAUGAUGAUGAUGAUGAUGAUGAUGAUGAUGAUGAUGAUGAUGAUGAUGAUGAUGAUGAUGAUGAUGAUGAUGAUGAUGAUGAUGAUGAUGAUGAUGAUGAUGAUGAUGAUGAUGAUGAUGAUGAUGAUGAUGAUGAUGAUGAUGAUGAUGAUGAUGAUGAUGAUGAUGAUGAUGAUGAUGAUGAUGAUGAUGAUGAUGAUGAUGAUGAUGAUGAUGAUGAUGAUGAUGAUGAUGAUGAUGAUGAUGAUGAUGAUGAUGAUGAUGAUGAUGAUGAUGAUGAUGAUGAUGAUGAUGAUGAUGAUGAUGAUGAUGAUGAUGAUGCUGAUGCUGAUGCUGAUGAUGAUGAUGAUGAUGAUGAUGACCAGGUCUACGUGUACACGCGAGAACAGUGA